Molecule: messenger RNA, 807 nt
Organism: Dendronephthya gigantea
Lineage: Eukaryota; Metazoa; Cnidaria; Anthozoa; Malacalcyonacea; Nephtheidae
Product: dual serine/threonine and tyrosine protein kinase-like
Exons: 2
Coding region: 1-807 (268 amino acids)
Biological process (GO): protein phosphorylation
Molecular function (GO): ATP binding; protein kinase activity
Source: RefSeq, a predicted model, not a curated record
AUGGCUAAAAAGGCUGAGGAAUACCGGCGUCGCUGCAUUGCUGAAAACAGAUUCCAUCCUUUUAUCUCAAAGCAUUUUGAAGAGAUAAGCAUUAACAUUGAAAAGAUGGAGCUUGAAAUUCCAGCAAUAAUCAGGGCUGACGAAAUAAUUAUAUCGGGGCUUAUUGUGGAAGGUGAAGCGAUGCUACGAGACGCAGAGAAAUACGCUCCUAUAUUUGCUAAAUGUUCUGACACCAAAGGCGAAUUAUCCAUUUUUGCCAUCAAUGAUGUUUUGCUUAGUGACGUCGACUUUGAAGAUCUGGAGUGCGAUCUAAAUUCGUUACUUGGUCAUGGAUCAUUUGCGGAUGUUUUCCAAGGAAAAAUGAUUUCAGAAGACAAAGGAUCAUUAAACGUGGCUGUGAAAUUUGGAAGAGACAAUUGUAUGAAAAUAGCUGAUGUUGGUCUUUCGAAGAAUAUAACAGAAGUGACAGGGACGAUAGCUGGAACACCCUUGUACAUGGCCCCAGAAAUAUUUGCAGCGGAGAUUUGUGAUGCCAGUGCUGAUAUUUACAGUUUCGGGCUGAUCUUGUGGGAGAUGUGGUAUGGUGAGGUAGUUUACAGUGAGUGUCACAAUAUUCCUUUGAAGAAAUUUAGCGAGAAGAUUUCCGACAACUACCGACCUAAAAUUAAGACGGAAGCAGGUACUGUGACAAUUCCAGAGUACAUAUCACUCAUAAAGAAUUGUUGGCCAACGGAGCAACUUGAGCGUUUACCUGCUGACCAGUGUGUAGUUAAAUUGGAUGCCAUCUUAGUUCGUCAUACGACGUAG